Camelina sativa (false flax) is the source of this 1442-nucleotide messenger RNA. The record is from RefSeq and is a predicted model, not a curated record. NCBI's taxonomy places the organism in Eukaryota, Viridiplantae, Streptophyta, Magnoliopsida, Brassicales, Brassicaceae.
UUAUAUGGUCGGCUCUCUUAUUCUCCUUACCUUCCACCCCCAAUGUCAUUAUGUCGGAUCUGCUACAAGACCGUCGACAUUAAAUACGGUCAGUAUUCUUGUAAAGACGAGGAUUGCUCUUACGUAGUCCAUACGAAAUGUGCAACACAUGUGAUGACAUUUGACGGGAAAGAACUCGAAUGGGAACCGGAAGAAACUGGUGAAAUUGAAGAUAUUUCACCAUUCAAGAAGGUAGGUGAUGGUUUGAUAGAACAUUUUAGUCAUGGACAUUAUCUAAAGCUCGAGAAGUAUGAUAGUGUACGAGACGCAAGGAAGCAGUGUGAGGCGUGUGUCCUUCCUAUCCACUUGCAUGAUUUCUACAACUGUAUGCAAUGUGACUUUUUUCUCCACGUAGUGUGUGCUUCUCUACCUAAGAAAGUGGAUCAUGCAUUGCAUAAUCAUUCUAUCAUCCUCGACCCGUCUCCUCUACCCAAUGAUGGUGAACUGCAGUGCUCAGCUAGUUCUCGACUGUCCACUGGUUUCAAGUAUAAGUGCGAUAAAAAGGAUUGCCAAAUUAACUGGUUUAAGAUAGAUGUUUGCUGCUUUUUGAUUCCUGAGUAUAGCACCAACAAACUCCAUGAACAUCCUCUAUUCAUCGCUCCAUUCAAUUACGACUAUGAGCCUUUUCGUUGCAAUGGUUGUAAGAGAGGUCUUACCAAGAAUCGUCUACAAUGUAGUACUCUAUGCGAGUUUACCAUUUGUUAUGAAUGCGCUACGAUUCCAAAUGAGUUACACUACAAAUAUGAUAAACAUCCUCUCACUCUUUGUUAUGGAGAAGACACGGAAGACAAGUAUUGGUGUGAAGAAUGCGAAAAGGAAGUGAAGCCGGCAGAAUGGUUCUACACGUGCAACAAAUGUUGCAUCACUAUUCAUCUGCAUUGCUUAUUCGGAUGGUAUGUUUAUAUGAAGCCUGGCUCUACUUUUAAAUAUAACUAUCGUGACAUGGCGGAAAUUCUUGGCAACAAGAGUAGCACUCGACCGAUUUGCAGUGGGUGUGAGGAUCGCUGUCGGGGUUCCACUUACUUCAAAGUCGACGUGAGGACUCUUUGUUCUUGGUGUCUUUUAAAAGGUCGAUAGAAUGUUUUUUACUAGUUAUUGUAUCUAUGAUGCAUAGCAUCUUUAUUACUCUCUUUCGUUGAAAACGCUUACCAGCUUGCAUCAUGUUCGAAAGUUGUUUUUUGGUUUUUACUUUUGUGUUUGUUUAAUUCCUCUGUUUUUUUUUUCUUGUCGUAGUCCGAUGAAAACUUUGUUUUUACUUUUUUGAGCAUUGUCUGAUUCCGUUUGCGAUUCUCAUUGUCCGCAUAAAUGUAUUUUUUUUAGAUUAUGAUUAAUGAAAGAGCCAGAAUAGGCUUUUCGUAAAUUCUUUAAAAAAAAUUUUUUUGUGCGAUAGAAUCAACGAAACA